AUGAGAAAUCUAUCGCCAAACCAAGAGGGUGUCUUGCAAGAACAAGCCAAAGAAGCAUAUGCAAACGAAGACUUUGAAGAAGCCCUGAAAUUAUAUCGUGUGGCCCUACCGUCAAGUCGCGGCAAAGAAAGACAAUUACUCUUGUCCAAUAUUGUCGCUUGUCGUUUGAAUAUUGGGGGUUCGGCACAAGCUGAAGCGGCAGUGGACAACGCCAAACAAUGUAUUGCUCUGAAUGAUCAAUGGGCAAAGGGUCAUGUACGACUGGCAUCGGCAUAUAUUGCCUUGGGAGGCCACAGCAACGACGCUUGCAAUUCUUUGCAACGGGCGAUUCAAUUGGAUCCUGGACACCCGACGGCUAGGCAAAUGCUGGUUCAAGAACUACGACGUGACCAUCGAUUGGCAUCAAGAAAUCAACAGGAUUUGGACAAUCAUAGAUCUGAUGGAUCAUCCAACAGUGUUGCUUCAGAGCCCGGUAUGCCAUACAGCAACAGAGAGUCGUCUGCGCCCUCUCGUGCCACGAUCUUUGACAUGGAUGAUCCAUCGGCGCCAUCGUCAGACUCGUCUUUAUCAUGGUUCGACUACCUCCAAUUACAGUUUACAAAGGCCGUUCGAUGGUAUUAUUCGCAAUCGGAAGAUAGGCGCAACGUUAUUCAUGUUUGUUUAGUGUUCUUGUUUUUAUACGUUGCCUUCGGUGGACGAUUUGGGUUUGAAGAGUGUACAAGCAGCAGUGCUACUAAAUAUCGAAAAGGAAACUAUGGAACAGGCAACGCCUAUGAUCAGCAUUAUGGCCGGCAUUCCUCCUCACCCGAACCACGUCACACGAGCUACAAUGCCAACUACCAAGCACAGUACUCUUCCCACCACCCAUCCCAGAGUUCAUCUUAUUCUGGUUACGACUCCUCGACGCAAGCGGCUGGGUCGUUCUUUGAUCAAUGGGAUGGCCAUCUAACACCAAUCUUGCUGCUAGUGGUGGGGGCUACCUAUCUAUGUCAUCGGAAUGGGAUUCCAAUCACUGAAGCUGUAUCCUUUGUGGUGUGGAAUAUACUAUUUCGCAGGGGUCGAUAUUGUCGCUGGGGUUUGGGUGCGCGUAAUAAUGGGAUUUUUCGACAACGCCGUCACCGACACAGACGAUACUAG
Messenger RNA from Cylindrotheca closterium, 1137 nucleotides. NCBI's taxonomy places the organism in Eukaryota, Bacillariophyta, Bacillariophyceae, Bacillariales, Bacillariaceae. The record is from the annotation of a GenBank genome assembly.